AUGAGUAAGCGAUUCAAUUUGCCAUAUACUACACAAGAUUUAUUUCCACAGGCAUCAAUUCCGUCCACUUCUCUGCGGUUUCCACAAGGAUCGGUCUCAGGAGGAUCGUUUAUAUCAACAUCAUCUUCUGUCUUUACCAACAACAAUUCCAGCAAUGAUUACGCAGGGGGAAACGUACAAAACUUAAAAAUAAUGUUCAAGCGGUUGUUCAAGCCUACUACUCUUGAUUUUGAGACUGCUAUGUGGGAAAUAUUUCAUUUAAUAAUUAAUCCAAAAAAGAUGUACAGAUCACACUACUAUUAUAAACCUCUGUCGAAUACUAAAUCGACUUACUCAAGAGAUGAUCCCUCAUUUUUGAUAUUAUUAACGGCAUUCCUUUCAAUAAGUGCAAUUGCAUGGGGAAUAGCUUAUAGUCCUCGCAUAUGGGAUAUCGGUAAAUUGAUAGUCUACAUGGUAAUGAUUGACUUUUAUUUAAGUGGUAUUGUCAUUGCGACCAUUUCAUGGUUUGUGACGAAUAAGUUAUUCAAUAAUACGUAUGGUAAUAUCGGAGGUGUCGGAAGAUAUAAUGUUAACUAUAUCGAAUGGGGGUUUUGUUUCGAUAUUCAUUGCAAUUCAUUUUUGGUUAUUUGGUGCGUUUUGUACGUAUUGCAAUUUAUUUUGCUACCAUUAAUCAGAAUCAAGAAAUCAGUUUUCGCUUUGAUAUUGGGGAACUCUCUAUAUUUUGGGGCUAUUGGCUAUUAUUUUGUAAUAACAUUUUAUGGUUUUAAUUCUUUGCCAUUCAUUAAUAACAGUUCAACUAUUUCCAAGGGCGGGGCUAUGAACAACCCUGCUAAACUAUUACAAAUGAUCAUACUUGUUGGAAUAAUACCCACUCUUGUAGUUGGUUGGAUUUUAAGUAUCUGUUUUGGAUUUAACGUUGCCUACACUAUGGUUGAUACAUAUUUUAAUUAA
Debaryomyces fabryi is the source of this 951-nucleotide messenger RNA. RefSeq lists its product as uncharacterized. Gene Ontology annotation, cellular component: Golgi membrane. The record is from RefSeq and is a predicted model, not a curated record. The coding region runs from base 1 to 951 and encodes 316 amino acids. The transcript has a single exon. Lineage: Eukaryota; Fungi; Ascomycota; Pichiomycetes; Serinales; Debaryomycetaceae.